GAGCCGGGGCCGCGGGCUGCACGGACGCGCUGGGGCGGAGCGGAGCGGAGCGGAGCGCGCCGGGACCCCCUCCGGGAAGAACCUAAGAGUCGCUUUUUCAUGGGAAAAAAAUUGGGCUAGGAGCUAGAACCACUCUGCAGAACUGUACAAAUCAUCUUCCCUCUGGAUCAGGUGCUUAACUGAUCAAACCAAGAGAAAAGUUCUUUACCCAUCUGAAGAUGAGGUGGAGGACCAUCCCACCACAGUGCUGUUCUCUCCUGGCUUUGUGUGUGCUUACUGCUCUUGAAGCUGUGCCUAUAGACGUGGAUAAGACCAAGGUGCAAACCCAGCCUGUGGAAAGUGCAAAGAUUGAGCCACCAGACACUGGACUUUAUUAUGAUGAAUACCUCAAGGAGGUCAUUGAUGUUCUGGAAACAGACAAACAUUUCAGAGAAAAGCUCCAGAAAGCAGACAUAGAGGAAAUAAAGAGUGGGAGGCUAAGCAAAGAGCUGGACUUGGUGAGUCACCAUGUGAGGACAAAGCUUGAUGAACUGAAAAGACAAGAAGUAGGAAGAUUAAGAAUGCUGAUCAAAGCUAAGCUGGAUUCCCUUCAAGAUGUGGGCAUAGACCACCAGGCUCUCCUAAAGCAGUUUGAUCACCUGAAUCAUCAGAAUCCUGACAAGUUUGAAUCCACAGACUUAGAUAUGCUUAUCAAAGCGGCAACAAGUGAUCUGGAAAAUUAUGACAAGACUCGACAUGAAGAAUUUAAAAAAUAUGAAAUGAUGAAGGAGCAUGAAAGGAGAGAAUAUUUAAAAACACUGAAUGAGGAAAAAAGAAAAGAAGAAGAAUCUAAAUUUGAAGAAAUGAAGAAAAAGCAUGAAAACCAUCCCAAAGUUAAUCAUCCUGGAAGCAAAGAUCAACUAAAAGAGGUAUGGGAAGAGACUGAUGGAUUGGAUCCUAAUGACUUUGACCCCAAGACAUUUUUCAGAUUACAUGAUGUCAACAAUGAUGGGUUCCUGGACGAACAGGAAUUGGAAGCCCUGUUUACUAAAGAGCUGGAGAAAGUGUAUGACCCCAAAAAUGAAGAGGAUGACAUGGUAGAGAUGGAAGAAGAAAGGCUCAGAAUGAGGGAACACGUCAUGAAUGAGGUUGAUUCUAACAAAGACCGGUUGGUGACUCUGGAAGAAUUUUUGAAAGCUACAGAGAAAAAAGAAUUCCUGGAGCCGGACAGCUGGGAGACAUUGGAUCAGCAGCAGCUGUUUACAGAGGAGGAACUAAAGGAGUAUGAGAGCAUGAUUUCUCUGCAGGAAGACGAGCUCAAGAGGAAGGCGGACGAGCUGCAGAAGCAGAAGGAGGAGCUGCAGCGCCAGCACGACCAGCUGGAGGCUCAGAAGCAGGAGUAUCUUCAGGCUGUCCAGCAGAUGGAACAAAAGAAGCUACAGCAAGGACUUGCUCCGUCUGGGCCAGCAGGGGAGCUGAAGUUCCAGCCGCACACUUAAAGUUCCGAAGUCACCCGAACUUGAAGAAAACUUAACAACAUCUGUUUCGUCUUCUUCCCUCCUGUCUUUUCUCCCUGUCAAUACAUCCUUUGAAGCCCAUUUGGAAUAAAAGAAAUACUUUUCAAAGGAGAA
This is a messenger RNA of Jaculus jaculus (lesser Egyptian jerboa), 1610 nucleotides long. It is a transcript of the gene Nucb2, whose product is annotated as nucleobindin 2. The record is from RefSeq and is a predicted model, not a curated record. The transcript has 14 exons. Bases 219 to 1478 code for a protein of 419 amino acids. Gene Ontology annotation, cellular component: endoplasmic reticulum-Golgi intermediate compartment; extracellular exosome. Lineage: Eukaryota; Metazoa; Chordata; Mammalia; Rodentia; Dipodidae. Gene Ontology annotation, molecular function: calcium ion binding.